ACUGGUCCGGAAACCGUGCGAUAUAUUCAAUAAUGUUGGUGGAGAAAAUAGGUUAUGCAGCGAUCAUAUAUUGGGGAUACAAAUUUUCUCGUAACACGUUGUACAAAGUGUACAAUAACUUUUUCUCCACUUCAUGCGUCGACUUAUACUCGAUGGGUAAAUGGGCAGUGGUCACAGGAUGUUCCCAUGGGAUAGGAAGAGCGUAUGUCGAGGCUCUAGCAAGAAUAGGGUUAAACAUAAUUCUUGUCAGCCCUGACACGGAGAAUUUAAAGGCGAUCGCUAGCAAUAUCGAGGCGAUGUACAACGUGAAAACGAAAGUGAUCAAGUUGGAUCUAUCGGAAGGUCUGGAAACGUACAACGCUAUUGAGAAAGAGAUGUACGGUUUGGAGAUCGGCGUAUUGGUCAACAACCUUGGUAUGUCGUAUCCGCAUCCGGAAUAUUUUCUCAAUCUUCCUCACAAAGAGAAGAUCUACAUGAGCAUCAUACAUUGCAACGUGGUCGUCGUCACGAACAUGUGUCGCAUCUUGCUGCCUCAAAUGGUGGUCAGAGGGAAAGGAGUGAUCGUAAACGUUGCCUCGAUGGUCGCUGUACUGCCGAGUCCUCUUCUCACUGUAUUUGCAGCCACGAAGGCGUACAUCGUGAAAUUCAGUAAAGAUUUACAGAUCGAAUAUGCUAAACAUGGUAUAAUUGUACAGUGUUUGUUACCUGGUACCGUAACUAAUCAUAAGACAGACUCGCCAAGAUCAGGGUGGAUGGUACCAACGCCUGAGAAAUAUGUACAAAGCGCUAUUAAAACGAUAGGCAAGGAGAAUGUGACAACAGGUUUCUUGCAACACUCCAUUCUAGUCAGGAUAAUUAAAUUGAUUUAUCGAGUAUCACCUAACUCUAUCAUCGUUUGGAUGAUCAACAUCAUGGAAGGGAAUCGGAAUAUCGCCUUGCGGCGUUACAUCGGAUGAUUUUGUACAAAUAUUUAAAUAUACAAGCCUUAAUGUAAA
Messenger RNA from Osmia lignaria (orchard mason bee), 995 nucleotides. The record is from RefSeq and is a predicted model, not a curated record. NCBI's taxonomy places the organism in Eukaryota, Metazoa, Arthropoda, Insecta, Hymenoptera, Megachilidae.